UUUCUUGCAGCACAGCCCUUUUCCUUUCCUCACAUCGAAUCUGUGAUACCUUCCCAGCGACCAACCCCCUUACACUCCCGAGAAUAAAGUUUCUCUCCUACGCGCAGCUCUUAUCAGGCUCGGAGAAAACUGUGGAAUCCUACGUUUCAUCCAUUUUUAGAUAAAUGAAAGAUGAAUCAACCUAAGGCUGUUGCAAGUUCAAGUUCAAGUGCAGUUCGCCCAUUACUUCCUCGGCAGGAUUUAGUCUGUACUUCUAAUAAGGCUGUUCCAAGUUCAAGUUCAACUGCAGUUCGCCCAUUACUUCCUCGGCUGGAUUUAGUCUGUACUUCUAAUAAGGCUGUUCCAAGUUCAAGUGCAAGUUCAGUUCGCCCAUUACUUCCUCGGCAGGAUUUAGUCUGUACUUCCAAUAGCAGAGGGAGCACUAAUACUAUUCUGAGCUCAAGGCAACGGUUGCGUUGGACACAUGAGCUCCAUGAACGUUUUGUGGAUGCUGUGGAGAAACUUGGCGGGCCAGAUAGGGCUACUCCUAAAGUUGUCCUUAGAGCCAUGGGCGUACUUGGUUUGACAACAUUCCAUGUCAAAAGCCAUUUACAGAAAUAUCGGCUUGCAGCACACCAGCCAGAGUCUUCAGCUGAUGGUAAAAAAUCUGACAAGAAACAAGCAGGCAAUGCGACUUCAAGCUCAGAUGGUUCCUUCAAGGUACAAAAAUCUCUACCGCGUAAGUGGAAAACAGAGGAGCAAAAGCAGCUGCACGACCCACCUGAGGUCCAGAGUGAGUUACAGAUGGGGGAAGCACACCAAGGCAAACACCAGAAGGUGACUCAGGAGCAUCAGCAGCCCAGUGCAGAUUUAACUGAAGCUGUUUUGAAGACCCCUGUUACUGUUGACCGUGGUCCAGAAUCCAUCAAUAUUGAACCAUCAGUCCCAUUUGGGUCACCUUCCCAAGAUAAGGCUGUGAAUCAAUGCUCCCCUGCUCCUGUCUCAGCUGACGUCUCCCACAAAUCUGUUGAGACCGAACAAUCAGUCCCAUCUUCAUCGAAGCCCCCUCUCCAAGAUGGGUCUCUCGAAGAGUGUGCACCUGACCCAGAAUCAGACAGGACUGAACCAUCGACUAAUGUUCCAGCUUCUGGGUCUCCCAUCAGGGCUGACAUGCCGCAGAGUGGUUCGGUGGCUGAAUCUUCCUCAUUUUCCCAAGAAACAUCUGUUUUAGAUACCACUAAUUGUCGUGUUGGAUCCCCAGUUGAGACUCCUGAGGAUGAGAAGUCUGUGAAGAAGCAGCGAUUGGAUGAGGGACCAGCAUGUUAAUAACCAGAGAUAGGUUGAUACUAUAACCAGAGAUUGGAGGUCAGCCUGGGCUUGGUUCAGCUUACCCGGCGGGGUAGUUUGAUCCUUCAUAACAUCUUGGGCAAUGAAGAGUGGUUUGAAGGGUUUCCAGGCACUGAUAUAUGAUACUUGUGUAUUAAUGGUAUAUGCACCUGCAAGAUUUUUUUUUCUCUUUUCUCUCUUCUCUUUUCUGUUGAUGUAGUUAUUGUAGUUUCUCAGAAGUAUUUAUUUUCUGUUUGAACAACUAGGUGCUGGAUCUGGGAUUUGUACUGUCAUUUUGUACUUUUUCAGAGAGGCUUGUUCAUUCGCCAUUCUUUUACUUCAUUUUGUUAUAUAUGCCUGGAUUCAGAAGGCUUUUAUUGUUCUUAAAA
Messenger RNA from Macadamia integrifolia, 1694 nucleotides. RefSeq names its product myb family transcription factor PHL7-like. Gene Ontology annotation, molecular function: DNA binding; DNA-binding transcription factor activity. NCBI's taxonomy places the organism in Eukaryota, Viridiplantae, Streptophyta, Magnoliopsida, Proteales, Proteaceae. The transcript has 7 exons. The record is from RefSeq and is a predicted model, not a curated record. Bases 172 to 1305 code for a protein of 377 amino acids.